Molecule: messenger RNA, 2907 nt
Organism: Orbicella faveolata
Lineage: Eukaryota; Metazoa; Cnidaria; Anthozoa; Scleractinia; Merulinidae
Product: protein DGCR6-like
Source: RefSeq, a predicted model, not a curated record
UUCAGCCCCUUCAGCCGAUCAAUAUUCUUCACUUUUCUCCCUAAGAAUGUCUUACUUUUACGGCGGAGGAGGAGGGCAAAGGCAGCCAAAAUGGAAUUAUCAAACAAACCUAGAUCCCAAUUUAUUAGCUACAGUUCGCGAUGAAAUGCUUCGAAAAGAAGAGGAAUAUCGUAAGGAGCAACAGCGAAUCGAAGCCGAACAGAAAAGGUUAACCAGUUAUUUGACACAACUUCAAGCCAUGGUUCGAGAUCUGCCUGGUACAUACAAAAAGAAAUUUACUUAUGAUGUGCUAUCUGGAAUUGCUACUUGUCUUCUGGAUGGCACAGUCUUUGAGAUUGUAAAGGGACUGGAGGACAUCCAACAACUUUCUGAACGAAAUUUGCUCAAUAAAAGAAUGAAAAUAGUAAACUCACAAAAAGCUCAAAGGAUGCAGAUGGCAAAGAAACAGAAAGAUGCCCUUCAAAAAUGUGAACAAAGACCUCAUAAUCUCCCUCUUGUGGAGGCUACAAAUGCUCAGGAAAAGAAGGCUCUAGAAGAGAAGUUAGAAGCAGAAGUGACUCAAGUUGAUCAGAAGGUAGUCUUGGAACUGGACCAGCUAGUUAGUGAUCAACAGGCAACGCUCCAAAGAGCUGGUGUUCCCUUGUUUUCCAUCACAAACAACCCUGAUGACAUUCGACUUCAAAUGUACAUUCUGGAUUUCAUACAGCGACUGGACCACACACCUAGUUAGCACUGUAUGGACUUGAAGUUGAAAUUUUGUGUUCACACAACCCUUACACUUGGAUCACCACAGCCUAUCCAGCACAAUACAGCUUCCAAAUUGCAGUGAUGAAAUCAGUAACAAUACCGUAAUAAAACAGGACGAGUAUAUGAAAUGGUGCUAAACAGUUAUCUAUCUUGUAUUGAACAGAGUAACCUUGCAUAAUUGCAAGGGGUUGUUGUACUGCAGUGACUUUACAGACUUUAUUGCCAGUGACAAGGACUGAUUGUUGUAUAGCAAAUAGGAUGCAGAAAGUUAAAUGAUCUUUGUAACAAGGUCAAGAACAUGACUAGAGGAAGCCCAUGGGCUUCCAUUAAAAAGGUGACCAGUUCAAGCAACAGGAAUGAUAUUUGAAAGUUUGAAAGGAACCCUUUCCAUGUAAAAGGUACUUAAAUUUCCUUGUAGUGACUAAAAUGCAUUUUCCUUGUCGUAGUGUACACUUCCAAAAUAAGUUCUCUUUUUUUUCCAGCUGUAUACCACAAGGGAACUGUAAUAAUUCUAGCAUGUCAGCAUUAAAUUUAGAUCCACCCUUAGUGGUGCUAAGUUUCUAACAGGGUCAACUAUCACCCCAACACUUUUGUAGAAAGCCCUGGUUGGGAGUAUCAGAAAAGGCAACAUGAUUAGCCGACAGUUCCAUCUCAAACAAACAAGGUGUAAAAGUGCCAACAUGCUUUCCAGUCAACCAAAUUCCUGAAUUGUGAUAAACUUGCCAAGGGAUGCUCUCCAAGACAUGCAACAAUAUAAAGAAGUGGGCACCUUCCCAUCAACGAAGUUCUGAUUUGAGUUUUCAGAAAUUUGCAGUGGCAAAUGGAACAGCAUUUUCCAGAAUUCCCAGAAAAGAGAACAACCUUGUGAGGUACCGGUAUACCCAAAUUUUCAGGAAUCUGUGACUGGGAAUUAUUGUUUCCUUUGAUUUUCCACCCAGAAUUUAUGAAAUUUUCAGUUGAAUGGUUCACCUUUUUUUAAGAUUUUCCAGAAACUUUCAAGGAAAUUUUUGUGCCAUUUUGCUCCUGUUUCAAAAUUUCCGUAAAAAUCUAGUUGAACGUAAAGCACCCAGUGCCAUUGCUAUGUCAAGCUGGGGAUUCCUCGGAUUAAACCAUACCUAAAUCAAAUUUGUUUAAAUGAUUUUCAAAUCAAUUUUCCCAAACUUGUAAAUAAAUAACUCCACAAAAAAAUGCAUUCAAAUUCAUUCCUUUGAGUAAUAUCUUUUAUUUAUUUAUGGUAAACGUGGUGUACUGUAUGGUCUAUUACAAGUGCUUUUAACCUCAAUUUUCUAAAAAUCAAGCAAUAUCUUGACAAAUGUCAAGCAUACAAAUCUUUGAUAACAUGCAUGAAUCUUGGAAAUAAAAAGAGACUAAGUGCAACUGGGACAUUUCAUCUAUGGUUGAAACUGUUCUUGCUAUUAAAAAUAAGCCAAAAUUAACUAAAUCUUACAACUGUUACAAAAUCAAUUUCUUGAACAGACAUCAAUCUAUAUGGUGCAUUGUCCACCAAGAUUCAAGAGCAUGUUUUAAAUACAUGUUACAGAUGUAUGUGGAAUGAACUGGAGUUAAAUAAUUAUGUUAAUAUGUUCACAGAGGUUUAGUAACGUUAAGAAAUAUUUCACAAUUGGGUAAGAGUGUAAUUGAUAAAAAUGAAUACCAUGUAGCACUUUUAUUUUGCAGGGUUUAAGUUUUGUGAUUUUGCGGAUGGUACUUGAUCCGCAAAAAUAAGUUGCAGCGGAAAAAAAAACCCAGCAAAAUUAAUAACCGCAAAAAUUUACUCCCAUUAGUACGUUGUACAACUGGCUUAUCGUUGACUGAAAUGUCUGAGAAGCACAGACUGUUGCUUUACCUAAGAAAGUAAUAAAAGUUGUCAAUAUUACAUUUCCUUCCUUGUUGAUGUCUCGCUGCUUGAAAAGGAAACUGCAAAACUUAGUUUCCAGCAGAAAUUUCAGUCAACACAUGCCACAAAAAUUUGCUCCAGCAAACCUCAAAGAAUUGCCAAUCCACAAAAUAAAAGUCCUGCAAAAAUUUCAUGCUACACAGUAUAUCACAACCAUAAAGGUUACUUUGAGUUUACUUUAAUUUGUUACCCGGAGGUUGAAAGAAAAUGAUAAUGCCCUUUUUGUGUAACAAAUUGUUUUAGUGAAGAACAUGUUUGGAAUU